Molecule: messenger RNA, 3038 nt
Organism: Orbicella faveolata
Lineage: Eukaryota; Metazoa; Cnidaria; Anthozoa; Scleractinia; Merulinidae
Cellular component (GO): WASH complex
Molecular function (GO): acyltransferase activity, transferring groups other than amino-acyl groups
Source: RefSeq, a predicted model, not a curated record
CUAUUCCAGAAGAAGCUACAAAAGAUCUUUGUCAUCUAUUGUGUCUACUUGAACAAAAGAGUUAAGCUCUUGACUUGGAGUAGCAUUGAAGACCUCAUGCAGCUUAAAAACUCUGGUCAAAGACAAUACAAUGUUUAAAAUGUUCGUGUUUAUGUCAGAGUAGUGUCUGAUUUAUUCCAGGAAAAGUAGACAAAAGAUCUAUUAUGUCUACUUGAACAAGAGAGUUAAGCUCUUGAAUUGAAGUUAUACUGAUUGAAUUGAAGACCGCAUGCAAUUUUUAUCCUGGUCGGCGGAGACCACUUGAACGAGGCUCUUUUUCGGGCAGAUGCAAGAGAUUGAAAAAUCUUGCUUUAUGCGCGCACACAAUCGUUGCAAAAUAUUGCAAAUACACAGAUAUACACAGAGGAACCCGCAGAAUGAAGCAUCGCGAGAUGCAAGAUUUCUUUCACUUCUUCAGCCAAUAUAACACAGUGCAUAGGCAAAAAACGAGGCACAGUUCUUAUUUGCCCAACCUCGUCCCUAGGAAACAACAAAAGGUUAUUUCCGUUUUAUAAGAGGGUCGCUAACGAGCAGAAAUGAAAACCCCGUGUGUUAUUAUAUGGAAUAGUAAACUUUUGUAGCUCUUAGUUCAUCACCAACCUCCGUAGCGAAUUUGAAAAGCUCACGCGUUGGUCCAGCGCGUUGCAGCCAAUGUCACAUGGCAGAUAGGGCCGCAAUGCGUACACGUGCCACGAUGCAGUCGUCUGCAGAUACCAAAGAUUUUCCCGCCAACUUGCCUUACAUCCGUAUUUAUUGAAACGGAAAAGAUGGACUACACGCCUUCGAGCCAUGUUUGCCACUAUUGACGCCAUUCUUAAAUCGUGUGAUAGAUGGGAACUGAGUACUUUAACAGAAGACAACUGUUCAAUUUGCGAUAUAAAUUGAUCGUUAUUUGUUUGCGAGGCCAUUUUCGAAACGAUGAGACAACUCUCGUUUGUUUUAUAUGAACAAACAUCAACUCAGCUACGCCUUGUUAUCUCUCCCCUCGUGAUAAUGCGUUAUUAUGUACUCACGAACUAGAAGAUGGGGGUGACAGUCUUAGUCUUGAAUGACAUUUUUUUUUCAUCGACUGUUCAAUUUUCUUUUUCUUUCCAGGAACUUGGAGCCAACAAAGCACAAAGAAGUAUCUCGUCAACAUCAAAGUGACUUACGCCUGGCAGGUUUAUUUAUUCUUGUCCUUCAGCGACAUUUGUUCCAAGUUCAGGUGUAUAAUGAUAGAUGAUAAAUAUGAAGCGUUUUUGGCUGUCGCUGUGUUUCUGGUCGGUGCAUUUUUAAUUGUGUUUUACAGCGUACCUCUUGGUUCAGGCAUUUUGAUCAUAGCAGUAUCAUUGCUGUGGUAUAACCGCCAUCGUGUUCGUCGUAUGACCGAUGUGGAACUCUACAAACUUCACGAAGUACCCCAUUACACAGACGAGGUAUCAGCCCUUGUGACGUCAGAAUGGCCCGUUCCCUUAACUGCCGAGGGUAUCGAAGAAGCCAACUUUGUGCGUGUGUCAAGCUUGAAGGAAUCGCGUGAUACGCUUCCUUGCCAUUUGCUGGCUUUGGCUUCCAGUAAUGAAGUGAAGCAAGUUGCUGCUCACUGCGUGUUACGCGAGACUUCCUCCUCUCGGCCACCUGAUUUGAAUAAAUUUCUAAGGAUGCUUAAAAUGGGACUUCCUCUGGCUGCGGUUCAACAGUCCAUGGAAGUAGCUGGUUUAGAUCCAUCAUUGUUGAGCGCGGAACACUCCAACGAGCUGCAGCCAUCUCAGCCGCCUUCCUUAAACCCAAUCCAUAACGUUACGUUAUCUGCCCUUGUUGUGAAGCCUGAGCUCCGCGGUCAUGGCCUGGGGAAGAGUAUGUGUGCGUAUGCGGUCCAAGUGGCUUCCAGUCUCGGGGUGAAGGAAGUUAUCGGAGGCUGUCGAAAUGAACUUGUUGCCUUUUACGAAAAGCUCGGUGUGAAAAAGAGGAGCGCUGAAAAGAGAGAACGGAUACCUAAGGUUCGACUGGGAAAUGAAAUGUUUCUUGCACUAGAUGAUAACGUUAGGGAACAAGCUGCUCAAAUACUUACUAGUUACAUUCGAAUUGUAGAUAAAAAGAAAUAAUUGAAGUGAUAGAUUGUUUAAGGUAGACAAUAUGAAAUAAUUUCAUUUAUUUCGUAGUGCUCGUUUUUAUACUAAAGACGCAUUAUCCUUCUGGACGAAAUUGGGCUAACAUUUGUGGUUUUUAUUUUUAUUUUUUUAUUUUUUUAUUUUUUUUUUCAUUUCGAAGGAUAGUUCGUGUAGACGUAUAAUGCGUCUUGUGCCCGUCUUUGUUUGCCCAAGUUCGUCCAGACGGAUAAUGCGUCUUAAGUAUAAAAACGGCGAGGACGCAUUAUCCUUCUGGACGGAUAAUGCGUCCUCUAGUAUAAAAACAGCCAAUGAAACGGAAGUGUCGGGUUGAGUGGUGGGAAUAUUAAACUUGUGUUUUCUGUAAUGUGGGGCAGUCUCUCGGUAUUUUUACAACGUGAUCAAAGUCUUCGUCAGCAUGUUAGUUUAUUUAGGUGAUUUUUUAUUUGUUAGGCUGUAUAGAGCUGUAAUAUGGAACUUUUGAUAUUGACUAUAUACUACACGAGUAAAUAGUGCUUUCUUUGCAUUCUGAUUGGCAAGAUCGGUAUUAUUUACCUCUGAUGGAAACGGAGAAAAACAAAAUUGCUUCCCGUUUCGCAUUUAUUGUUAGAAAUAACGCAAAUUUUCAAUCGGUUGAUUAUUCAACUUGCGCGGUAUAUACUAAAACAAUCAUUCACCUCAGUGUCCGUGAAAGUAGUGGAUAUUUACCUCCACUUCGGGGAAUAAUUGUUCUUUAUUUCUCUCUUUGCAUGUGUUGGUUUUCUCUUUGUUAUAAACAUACGUUGUCUCUCACUCUUUCGUUUUUAUGCUUAAUUAAGGUUCAAUAUCGUGCUAAAUAAUUGUAAUAUUUAGAUCGCACCAACUUGCGAGACUUUUUGGCACUUGAAACAUGAUGGAUUAAGUUUUAUCUGUAAA